Molecule: messenger RNA, 2718 nt
Organism: Megalobrama amblycephala (Wuchang bream)
Lineage: Eukaryota; Metazoa; Chordata; Actinopteri; Cypriniformes; Xenocyprididae
Product: angiotensin II receptor-associated protein
Exons: 5
Coding region: 165-662 (165 amino acids)
Biological process (GO): angiotensin-activated signaling pathway; regulation of blood pressure
Cellular component (GO): plasma membrane
Source: RefSeq, a predicted model, not a curated record
GUGUAGUCACACGGCUCUGAUCAGGCUGGUGUCACAUGGUUUGUGUUUGCAGUCACUUCAGAGCGCUGGACUAACUUCUGUUAAACACAGUUAUGAUGAAAGUGUUUCAUGCUUCCUUUGUGAAAUACUGAAAACUACAGAAGAAACAAAGAGGCAGUGAAACAAUGGAAAUACCAGCCAUAAAUCUCAAGGCCAUCGUGUUGGUUCACUGGAUACUGACAGUCUGGGCAUGCUUGUAUCCCUGGCUUCCUACAUCUUAUGUGUUGGGGAACAGUAGUGUUCUUGCAGUGGGAGUGUGGGCCAUAGCACAGAGAGACUCCAUAGAUGCUGUAUUAUUGUUCUUGAUCGGGUUGGCAGCGACCAUCUUGACUGACAUUGUUCAUUUUGGUCUGUACUAUUUGACGACUGCAAACUCGCCGGAUUUGUUCCGUUUUAGUGCAGGCAUGGCCAUCCUGAGCCUGGUGCUCAAACCUGUUUCCUGUUUCUUUGUCUACCAGAUGUACCGUGAGCGGGGUGGCGAAUACAACAUCAACUUUGGUAUCCCAACAAUAACUCGAAACAGAGAUGCCUACCAGUCCAUUGACCAUCAGGAUCAGUCUGGCAGCUCUGCCAGCCCCUUCAGCCAAACAGAAGAUAGCAAAAAUGGGCCACGUUCCUACUAAAUAAUGACCAAACUCAAAAUAUAACCAACCAGCUUUCUGUGCUGCCAAGGUCAUAAUGUAUAUGGACUUUUUGUUUUAGAAUAGUCAUUUUUGUAGGUCAUGAAUAUACAGUAUACGCUCCAAAAGAAUGAAUGAAAAUUUUGAGCAAAAUAUUCAAACAGUUUUACAUUUGGUUCUGCAGAUGAUGUUUAGAUGUUGUGGUCUGGUAAUUGAGAGGUCCAUUAAGCCCCUCUAAAAAAAAAUCUUAGUGUUUUCAACCUGAGGUCCAAGUUAUGCUCUUUACAGCAGGUUAUAUAUCUUUGUGCAAGAUGUUAGCUGUUUCCAAAGGUUUGUAGUUUCUUAGAAAGGACUUCUGAAGCUGCGAUUUAGAAGCUCUCCUGCUAAGUGUCCAUCUGUUACUGUUGGUGAGUUGCAAAUUGCAAUCACUUCUAGUCCAAGACAGUUUGAUUUACUCAACAUAUGUCAGUGUGGUUACACAUGUAUUUUCUUAAUUUAAUAUUUGCAGCAGGACUCCAACAUUUGUUCAUUUUGUGACUCCUUCAAAGAUUAAAAAGAUUCUUGCUAAUCCAAAUUCAAUGCAAUCUGUAUUCAUGUAGUAUGAUUUAUUAGAUUGGUCAUGCACACUGGAUUAUUUUAAUGCUAAAGUUGGACAUCUACAAUUGGGAUUUCAUAUCAAAUAUUCCUGAGCCUGUUUGAGGCUGAUUGCUUAAGAUAUACUGGUAGGCUUUGUCUGUUAGCUGUUAGCAAACUAAUCUGUUUCAUAGCUAUUUCAGUUCUCUUUAAUCUAAAUCUUCCUUUUGUUUAAAUUCUCUUUAUUUCCUCAGUGGUAAGAAGCCCUGCAGAGCACCUCAAAUAUCUAUUUCAGAUUAGUUCCCACUGCUGGUUUUAUAUUCCUAUUAGUGAUAUUACAUGUUGUCAUAGAAACACCACAGUGCUCAUUUAAAUUAUCUUUUGGUUUGUUCCAGUUUUCAUUGGCAAGAAGGAUUAUGUGGGUUGAUUAUAUUGUAAAUAUAUCAAAUUGUAAAAUAAAAUCAGAGUGGUGAAAGUUAUUGCACAUUAUACCUAUUGUAUUUUUUGGUCCUUUUUAGGUCCAUAUAUAUAUAUAUAUAUAUAUAUAUAUAUAUAUAUAUAUAUAUAUAUAUAUAUAUAAUUUAAUGUAAUUUUUCCCACGAACCAUUAAAAAUACAUACUGAAAGCUGAUUUAUACUUCUGCGUUAGCCUGACUUGCACCUCUACAAAAUGUAAGGGGCCCAUUAUACUUCUGUUAGAAUUUUACUGUAGACAUUAUAUUCCUUGGUUUCUCCUAACAAUAAAGAAUUAGUAGGUGUGUCCAUUUGAAUGUAGUGUUUAAUAUAUUUUGACCUAAGGAAGGCAGUAUCUUGUCAUAAAUGUCACAAGAAAGGCAUAAUUAUAGUUAUUAAAUCCCCAGAGAAUAGUUAACUUCCCUGUUCUUGUAUGAGGAAGUUCAAUGUGCUGAAUGAAGUGAAACCAGUAGAAUGGCUAAUACAGAUAUAGAAGUGUAUUUCUCCUGCAGAGGGCGCACCGUGGCUCAUAAAGCCCCAUUCACACUAUAGUGCAGAGGGUUAAUAAUCCUGUUCCUGGAGAUUCCUGCAAAGUUCAGCUCCAACCCUGAUUACAGUAACUAAACCAGCUAAUUAAUAUCUCCAGGAGCACUUGAUAAUUACAGACAGGUGUGUUGGAUCAGGGUUGGAUCUGAACUCUGCAGGUAGGUAGAUCUCCAGGAACAGGAUUGGGCACCCCUACUAUAUGUGUGUCAUGGUUGUGUCCUGUUUUUAAUUUUCAUGGAUUUUAGUUUGUAUUCAUUAGUCCCUGUUUUCCUUUGUUUAGUUUCCUGCUGCUUAUUGGUUACUAUGGAGAUUCAUUAAUCAUCAGAAAUGUUUGUCAUUAUUUACCCUCAGUUACCUUGUAUUUAAGUUGCAGUCUUUUCAGCGUUCAUUUGUCUGGUCACAUUUACGUAUAGCAGUUGUGUAUUUUGUUUUAUCUUAUCUUGUUUUGUAUUACCUUCUGAGUGGAUUAUUAAAGAUGUUAUUCCUGA